ACAGCUGUCAAAACAAGAGACAUGCUUAAUAGAGUGACAGUUGCCGAAGAAAACGUCUGGAGAACACGAAGUGUGCUCUGUCUAGACAUGACGAUGCUCAGGUUGAAAGAGUAGCGAGGGAAUCCCUGGAUGGGGAGGACACUAAAUUUCUGGGUCUGGGAUUCGCUCGAGCAUCGACCGUCAUGUAUUUUUCUUACCUUGUUGACCAGGCGUUUCAACAUCAAAAACACGUUGUUUAAAAAUAAGGAUAUAUACAAUUUUUUGGCGCCCUCUGAAUGUAACAGACAGACCUUAUGCUUACACCUGUCGCUUAUCAUCGACUGGUAUCAAUCCACUUCCUGAUAUGGUAACCGAUACUUUAUCUAUUACUGAGAUAGUAUGCUUCCACAGUACGCUUCCAUCGUUAUAUAUAAUACCACCCGUUUUCUACUCUUCAUCCAAGGAAAACGAGCAACUAACUCAGCUUUUCCCUUCACAGUUUCCCAAGGUCACCUGCAACUCUAAUCUACGCUGUUUCCGUUUCCUCCGUUGGACCAUCCUGGUACCCCUGGUCAUCUACCUUUCCCUCCUGUUCGUCAAGUACCAAAAGAACGUGCCCCUGAAGAGCCUAGCGUCCACGGACAAGGACAAAGAGAGCGAGAUGAUCGAGAAUCUGUUCGUCGAACUGGAGGCGGUGACAGUCGAUACGAGCAAUCUCGAUCGCUACAAGGGCCAGAGGUACGAUCGCAGGGACGAGCAGAGUAUAAAGGAGGCGGAGGAAGCGGAGAAUCGCGAGAGCCCGCGGAUGUUGCUCGAGGACAUCUUUCAGAGGGCUGACGUCGACCAGGAUCAGCUGUUGGACAUCCUGGAGCUGGCCAAGUGGAUUCACACCAAGAUCACGGAGCACGUCAGCCGUGCCAUGCGCGAAAACGUUGGCUUGUUCACUGCGAUUGACAAUAAUCCGCGGAACGGUGAGGUGUCGUGGGAAGAGUACCACGCAUACUUUCUCCGGUCGCACGGCUUUCCCGAGAGCUACAUCAGCUCUCACGACAAGAAACACAGCGACAUGUCGCGAAGCUUGAAAGAGAGCAUCAUGAGGGACAGAGCUAGAUGGACCGAGGCCGCUAGGAACGAUCCAGAGAGGCUGGCGCUGGACGAGUUCCUGGCUUUCACUCACCCUGAGAGUAGCCACAGGGCGCUCCUGCAGAUGGUGGACGACCUGUUUGAAAAGUUUGACCGUGACGGAGACGAGCAGCUUACAGAGGAUGAGUUCUCAGACUUGCCUGCUGACGGGAUGGGUCUGGAUUUGAGAGAAGACAAGCACGAGACCGUGGGUGGAAGCGAAGACAGGCGACAGGAGUUUCGGCAUCUGAUAGACAAAAAUAAAAAUGGCAAGGCUGAUAGAAUAGAGCUUUUGAUGUAUAUAGAUCCAACGAAUCCGAGGCAUGCAAUUCAAGAAGCUCAGCAUUUGAUUAAUCUGUCGGACACGAAUCUCGAUGGGAAGCUGAACCUUCCAGAAAUUCUGAGCAAAAUGGACCUGUUCCUGGGCAGCAAGAUGGUGGACACCGAGGGAAGCUUCCACGACGAGUUUUGAUCGACUGAAAACAGAUUUCGAAGGAGAUGGAGGAGAGGAUUAAUAGAAAAUGAAAGGCUGAAAGAUCAACAUUUCUAUCGUAUUUUGUAGAAAAGAACGGUACCCUUUUUCUAACCAAAAUUGCUCACUAUUUUCAUACUAUUUCAGUAAAGACCAAACUGAAAUUAUUAGUUGAAUUCUGGUUUCCUCGAAUCGCGUUUUAAAAAGGUCCACUAACACUCGAACAGACAAUAUUUGUUAGUAAUAUUAUCUUUCUCGAGAUUAUCCUGUUAAGUCAGAAAUCACUUAUACAACCAGGUGAAAGUUUAUUUUUUCAUCCGACGAAGCUAUACUGUUGUUUCUAUGCUUCUAGCGUUAAUUCUAUUCUUGUGUUUAUAUCAUAAACUUUAUAAUACACGUGCAUUCGUUGAAUUUAACAUAAGGAAUUGGUUGAGUCAUAAAGUUGUUUGCAGAACAAAGUGUGAGAUUUUCGCUGAAAGUGAUAUCGCCAAGUCGAUAGAACUUCCAACGGACUUUGUAGAAUAUUUUUAAAACGCAUCUGUGAUAGUCUUCGCGACGUAGAAUAUUAUUUCAUUGCCUGCAACUGACCUAGAAUUAAGCGAGUUUCUAAUUUCUUAUUUACAAUUAUCUAAGUAUUUACAGCGUCACAAUUUUUUCCCUCUUUACUACAUUUAAACCUUGAAGAUCAAAUUCACGAAUCCGUCCCAUUAAUGGAUCAUUACUAUUGUUUAUCAACUGUAUCUUAAAAGAAGGUAAUAUAGCAUU
Hylaeus anthracinus is the source of this 2338-nucleotide messenger RNA. It is a transcript of the gene myd, whose product is annotated as 45 kDa calcium-binding protein. Gene Ontology annotation, biological process: calcium-ion regulated exocytosis. The record is from RefSeq and is a predicted model, not a curated record. Lineage: Eukaryota; Metazoa; Arthropoda; Insecta; Hymenoptera; Colletidae. Gene Ontology annotation, molecular function: calcium ion binding. The transcript has 5 exons. The coding region runs from base 344 to 1573 and encodes 409 amino acids. Gene Ontology annotation, cellular component: endoplasmic reticulum.